GACUUGAUCAUUCAACCAGUUCGCACUUACCUCUUCUAGCGAUCGGUCGAUUCGCUUACUCGAUGUGCUGCCGGCGAACGGAGACUUUUACGAAGAAAGUCGGCGCGACGCGCACUCUAUAACUGUUUCGCGUUCCGAAUCCGUACGAGUGCUGCUUUCUCUGUUGUUGUUGUUGUUGAUUCAACCAUCACGACGACAGUGGAAAGGUGCUGUUGUUAGAGCAAGUAGCAAAAAAAAAAGAAAGUGGUUAACCCGUUGAAUGUGUUUAUCUUUUACCCACGGGUUUCGCAGAGCCUAGUUUGGGAAACUACUUCCAUUGGGUGAUAAAAGUGCAUCAAAUUUGAAUCUCCGGCAAAAGUGAAAAGUAUCUGCAGCAGUUGAGCUGAAGCAUUUGAACCAUUUCUCUGCACAGCCAAACCGACAAGGAAGUAAAAAAUGGCACUCCAGAUGACCGACAUGCUUUACGAGAAUCCGUUGGAUCAUUUCCUGACACUGAUCGUGGAUUUUGUCAUUUUCUUUUUCAAAUCAAUCUACUACACGUUGGAAACGUGUGUGUUGGCCUGUAUACCGUACCGGUUUAGGAAGCUUAAGGACGUCGCCGGACAAGUUGUAUUAAUUACUGGAGGAGGUGGAGGCGUUGGACGUCAUCUGGCGAUGAACUUCGCUCGGCUCAGGUCGAGAGUAGUUAUUUGGGAUAUUAACAAAGAUGCAUUGAAAGGCACCGCUGACGAGUUGGCCUCCGAGGGGUACUACUGCCAUACCUACCUGGUGGAUAUCUCCGAUCGGGAGCAGGUGUACGAAGUAGCGAAAAAAGUUAAAGAAGAAGUCGGUGACGUUAACAUUUUGGUGAAUAAUGCCGGAAUCGUCGCCUGCAGAACAUUAUGGGAUCUCUCGGACAAAGCCAUUGAGAGUACUUAUGCUGUUAACAUCUUAUCACACUAUUGGACUACGAAAGCGUUCCUGCCAGAAAUGAUGAAGUCAAACAAGGGACAUAUUGUGACAGUCGGGUCCGUUGCUGGCUUGCUUGGAACUUACGGAUGUACGGAUUAUAGUGCCACCAAGUUUGCCUGCGUCGGAUUCCACGAAGCAUUAUUCACUGAGUUAAGGACCCAUGGCUACGACAAGAUCCACCUGACGCUCGUUUGCCCGUAUUACAUCAACACCGGUAUGUUUGCCGGAUGCAAACCCCGUCUACUGCCUAUGUUGGAACCAAAAUACGUCGCAGAUAGUAUGGUCAAAUCGAUUCGUAAGAAUGAAGUCAACUGUACGCUACCAGAUAACGUGCGCAUGUUUCUGCCAUUGAAGUGUCUGCUACCGGCCAAGGUGUGUUGGGAAAUGAUGCAUCGUAUCAUGAAAGGUCCCCAAACGAUGAUGGGCUUCCGCGGCAGGGGCAAAGCUACAGCUGGAUGAGCUGCUACCAAUGCACAAGAAAUUUCUUGCAAAACUGAAUAGUUCGUUAGUGUAAUAAGAUAAUCGUUUCUAUUGAUUUAUCACCAUGUCGAGUUCAAUAGUUUCUUACUGGUUUAUAUUUUCAAAAACUAAUUUAUAGCGAUAAGCGAUACAACUGUAGUUUUAUUGUAUAACGCAUUGUGCAGCUAUAUUUUAUUUUAUUAUUGAAUAAAGGAUGUUUAUCCAGUGAAUGUUUUGAGUUAAC
This is a messenger RNA of Wyeomyia smithii (pitcher-plant mosquito), 1654 nucleotides long. RefSeq names its product estradiol 17-beta-dehydrogenase 11. Gene Ontology annotation, molecular function: oxidoreductase activity, acting on the CH-OH group of donors, NAD or NADP as acceptor. Lineage: Eukaryota; Metazoa; Arthropoda; Insecta; Diptera; Culicidae. The coding region runs from base 436 to 1410 and encodes 324 amino acids. The transcript is spliced from 5 exons. Gene Ontology annotation, cellular component: lipid droplet. The record is from RefSeq and is a predicted model, not a curated record.